Astyanax mexicanus (Mexican tetra) is the source of this 2644-nucleotide messenger RNA. RefSeq lists its product as uncharacterized. NCBI's taxonomy places the organism in Eukaryota, Metazoa, Chordata, Actinopteri, Characiformes, Acestrorhamphidae. The coding region runs from base 4 to 2079 and encodes 691 amino acids. Gene Ontology annotation, biological process: DNA integration. The transcript has 2 exons. Gene Ontology annotation, molecular function: nucleic acid binding. The record is from RefSeq and is a predicted model, not a curated record.
GAAAUGGGAAAAGUCCAAAGAACAGAACUACAUCACUUUUCGGAUGCUAGCACCCAUGGGUAUGGACAGUGUUCAUACAUUCGUGUGGUGGGCGAAGACAAAGUACACUGCUCACUAGUGAUGGGUAAAGCUAGAGUUGCUCCCACAAAAGUGGUAACCAUACCAAGGCUAGAGUUAACUGCUGCCGUGGUCUCCGCAGCAGUAAGCAGCAUGUUAAAAGAGGAGCUAGAGCUUAAAAUUGAUCAGGAGUAUUUUUGGACUGACUCACAGGUAGUGUUGGGCUACAUUAACAAUGAAGCUCGAAGAUUUCACAUUUUCGUAGCCAAUCGAGUUCAAAGAAUCAGAGAAAUGACUGACCCAGCUCAGUGGCACUAUAUCAACACUGAUCAAAAUCCAGCAGAUCACUCUAGCAGAGGCCUCAAGGUGGCAGAAUUGAUAAGUUCAGACUGGCUGACUGGACCCAAGUUCUUGUGGGAAAGAGAGAUUGUCGCACCAAAGUUAGUUCCACAGCUUCUGUUGGGGGAUCCUGAAGUCAAAGUGACACAAGCGCUACAAACAAAUGUAACAGAAGAGAAAAACUUCACAAACAGACUCAAACAAUUCUCAAAAUGGCAUACAGCACUGAAUGUCAUUGCACGUAUCCAACAUCUAGCAAAGGGAGCUAAGGCAGCAGAGCCUCUUAAUGUUGAAGAUCGAAGAAAGGCUAGUCUUGCACUUGUAAAAUUGGCACAAAACGAUGCCUUUGAAGAUGAAAUGCAAAUACUGAGUCAUGACAAACUGCCCAAAAGUCAUCAGUUGUAUCAGCUUAACCCAAUAAUUCUAGAUGGUGUUCUCAGGGUGGGAGGGCGCUUAAAGAAUGCUUCUUUACCUCUUGACCUAAAGCAUCCAGUAAUCCUACCCAAAGAUGGUGAGGUCACACGCCUGAUUGUAGAUUACUGCCAUGAAAAAACUCAGCACCAAGGCAGAGGACAAACUCUUAAUGAACUGAGAGCAAAUGGCUACUGGGUCUUAAGUGGCAGCAAGGUUGUGGCAAAUCACAUUAAGCAAUGUGUGACAUGCAGGAGAGCUCGCAGGCCAACAGAAACACAAAAGAUGGCAGAUCUACCUGCAGAUCGCGUCAAUCCUUCGCCACCAUUCUCCUUCUGUGGGAUGGAUUGUUUCGGACCCUUUUAUUCUAAACAGGGUCGUAAAGAGAGUAAGAGAUAUGGCCUUGUAUUCACCUGUCUAUCCUCAAGGGCAGUGCACAUUGAAAUGUUAGAAGAUCUAACAACUGAUGCCUUCAUAAAUGCACUGCGCUGUUUUAUAGCUAUCCGUGGAGCUGUGAGACAAAUCAGAUCGGAUCAAGGGACCAAUUUUGUUGGGGCAAAAAAUGAGUUGGCAAAGGCUUUGAAGGAACUGGACCAAGACAGACUGACUGGCUUUCUUGCUGAAAAGCAAUGUGACUUCAUUAUGAACGUACCUGAUGCUAGUCACAUGGGAGGUGUUUGGGAGAGGCAGAUCAGAACUAUUAGGAGCGUCCUAAAUUGUGUCCUCUCACAGAGCACUGGAAGAAUAGAUGAUGCUUCUUUAAGGACAUUCUUCUACGAAGCCAUGUCAAUUAUAAACAGCCGUCCACUUACUACCAACAACAUCAAUGAUCCCAAAAGCCUGGAACCACUCACACCUAAUCAUUUACUCACCAUGAAAGGCUCUGUUCCCCUGCCUCCACCAGGAAAAUUUGUAGCAGAGGAUCUGUAUGCCAGAAAGAGAUGGCGUAGAGUGCAGUAUCUGACUGAGCAAUUUUGGAGUAGAUGGAGGAAGGAAUAUUUGGGAAACAUCACCCUCAGACAACGCUGGCAUUCUCCAAGACGAAACGUAAAGAUUGGGGAUAUUGUCAUUGUCAAAGAAGAAGAGGUUCCCCGCAAUGAGUGGAGACUUGGAAGAGUACUUGAUGUUUGUAAAGACCAAGAUGAACUGGUGCGAAAGGCCACAGUACAACUAGGCUCUAGAAAGCUAGGAAAAGCAGGCCAGAAUGUAAUGAAUACAUCUAUUCUUGAAAGGCCAAUUCAUAAGUUAGUCGUACUUGUAGAGAACAACUAAAGUUGUUCCUAAACUUUAAAAACACUUUUGUACAGAGUUUACAGUGUAAGGUUUUAUAUACUCAGUUCUGGAAAUUACUAGAUUUAUUCAUUUUGGAAUGGAUAUCAUAAAUCGUAGUAAUUUGGUGGGAGUGUAACUGUCAGAAUGCCAUGUUAAUACGGAUAUUUUUGUUUAUUUAUCAUUAUACAUUCAUUGUUGUUUUAUUUCAUAUGGUUGUUAAAAAGGGCUAAAAAUCUAUAUGAAAAGGUGUAAAAAUGAGGGUAAAAUGUGUUAAUAAAUAUAUGUCUCUAAAAUAAUAUUUGUUUAAAAAGAAGGACUUUUAGUUUAGUGCUGCUUUACUGUGGAGCGUAAUGAGUCACGUGACGCGAGUUAGUUAGGCGGGUAACUGGAGAAUUAUGGGUCAGAACUAACUUGGCGGCAGAGAGAGAAGACUAACUAAGCAGCAGAGGGAGAACAAGAAUUAAAGCUAACACGAGGUCUAAAGGCGCACACGUUUUCACGGUGUCCGAUGAAGGACCAGAGAGAGGGAGAGAGAAAAGGAGAAAUAAACCUUCAAAAGACAUCA